AUGGAUACGCGUUUGGGUCUACUCGGCGUGCUGCUGCUGCUGGCGGCGCCCAUCUGGACGCUGGAGGUGCCCCACAAUGCGACUGCUGCGGGCGAGAGCGGACUGCUGCGCACCAUGCGGCACGUGUGGACGCAGUGCGCCGAGAGCGAGGAUAUUUUUUGGUGCUGCAAGCUGCAGGGAGCCCGCCUGCUUGGGCGCGCUCUUAAGGUGCAGCAGCUCAGCAUUGUGGAUGGCAUUAAUCUGGUGAGGCGAGCCGGCGCCGCUGGCACGGAGGACACGCGCACAGGACGCGCCAGCAUUAGCGAGCACCAGCUGAACAAUCGCGACCUCGAGCACAUGUCCAGCAAGAGCCUGGACGCGCUGCUGCUGGAGCGCUUCCUCCACUUCCUGCACAGCCACCAGCUGCAGGUGAAUCUGCCGCGGCUGCUGCGCUACGGCGAACGCAACAGCCAGGACUGGCUGCAGUCGCUGCUGGGCUACUUCAUGAACGGCGAGCCGGCGGGCGUGGAUAGCGAGGGCCGCAAGAAGAAGGACGACAAGAAGUAUCUGGGGCCGUUCAUAGCCGCCGUGCUGCUCAAGACGGCCAUACUGAAGAUGGCCUAUCACUCGAUAGCCAUUGUGGCCGGCAAGGCGCUGAUCGUGGGCAAGAUCGCGCUGAUCAUCAGCGCCAUCAUCGGGCUGAAGAAGCUGGUCAGCCACGACGGCGGCGAGAAGACCACCUAUGAGAUUGUCAAGCACCCGCAGGUGCAGCAGAGCCACACCUACUCGUCGAGCCACCAGGGCGAGUAUGACACCGGCGGCCACGACGGUGGCUCCUAUCAUCGCAGCAUCGACGACGAGAUGAUGAUGCAGGACAAGGCCUAUCACGCCUGGUUGCCGCAGGCUGGUGCCGGCGGUGCAGCCGGUGGCCCGGGCGCUGCCGCUGGCGCCUCCACCAAGGUCACCCGAUAA
Drosophila mojavensis is the source of this 951-nucleotide messenger RNA. RefSeq lists its product as uncharacterized. Bases 1 to 951 code for a protein of 316 amino acids. The transcript has a single exon. The record is from RefSeq and is a predicted model, not a curated record. Lineage: Eukaryota; Metazoa; Arthropoda; Insecta; Diptera; Drosophilidae.